UUCCGUGGGUGACACGUCUCUUUCCCGCAUCAUGUAAGCCAGAGGGAACUGUUCUGAACGUGUCCCAGGAUGCUCGCACAUCCAAGUGUGUCCGUGGGGAGGCCCAGCAGGAAGGCCUCUGUGAGGUCCCCACCCUGGGGUGUCCGUGGGGAGGCCCAGCAGUGAGAAGGCCUCUGUGAGGUCCCCACCCUGGGGUGUCCGUGGGGAGGCCCAGCAGUGAGAAGGCCUCUGUGAGGUCCCCACCCUGGGGUGUCUGUGGGGAGGCCCAGCAGUGAGAAGGCCUCUGUGAGGUCACCACCCUGGGGUGUCCGUGGGGAGGCCCAGCAGUGAGAAGGCCUCUGUGAGGUCACCACCCUGGGGUGUCCGUGGGGAGGCCCAGCAGUGAGAAGGCCUCUGUGAGGUCCCCACCCUGGGGUGUCUGUGGGGAGGCCCAGCAGUGAGAAGGCCUCUGUGAGGUCCCCACCCUGGGGUGUCCGUGGGGAGGCCCAGCAGUGAGAAGGCCUCUGUGAGGUCCCCACCCUGGGGGGUCCGUGGGGAGGCCCAGCAGGAAGGCCUCUGUGAGGUCCCCACCCUGGGGUGUCCGUGGGGAGGCCCAGCAGUGAGAAGGCCUCUGUGAGGUCCCCACCCUGGGGUGUCCGUGGGGAGGCCCAGCAGUGAGAAGGCCUCUGUGAGGUCCCCACCCUGGGGUGUCUGUGGGGAGGCCCAGCAGUGAGGAGGCCUCUGUGAGGUCACCACCUGCUCCGGGCAGAACCCCACGGAUGGAGACGGGCGAGCUCCUCAGCACGGGCCGCCAUGCCUCGCUGCGCAAACCCCCUCUUCAGAAACAUCGUCCUCAGGAGCCCGUUUGAUGGCGUCAGGAGGAAGCAAUGCCUCCAGUACCUGCAGACGCUGAGGAGGCUGCAGUUUGACGGGUUCAAGACGGUGUAUUUGGGGGAAACAGAGAUCCCCGAGAGCCUGGCCACCGGGGAGGACUUCAGGGGCGGGCUCUGCGUGCCCAGUCCGAGCUGGUGCGUGGUGCACGCGGGGGGCAGCCAGGGCUGGGUGCCGUGGCGGUACCGGGUGUUCCUGAGGGACGAGCUGAGCGUCCGCCCGGAAGACGGCUUCUUCGCCGAGUUCUGCGAGGCGGCGAGGAAGACCUACGGGAAGUGCGCCAUCGUGGUCAAGGACGCCCGGCGGCCGGAGGCCCGGCCCACGGAGGACGGGGAGCCCCAGGCCCAGGCCCGCGCCCGGUCCGUCGUCCACCUGACGAGCAUCGCCUGCUGCCCCGACGUGGCCAGGGCCUGCGGCCACGAGCUGCUCUGCCUGCCCUCCCCCUACAACUACCUGAACCCGCUGGACCUGGCCUGGUCCUCGCUCAAGUGGUUCAUCAUCAACAACAGGAAGGAGUUCUGCCUGCAGUCCAUCGACAGCGUCUACGCCUACCAGUUCCUCCUCCUCAGCGACCUCAUCAGCAGAGGGAUGGAGCGGGUCAGCCCGAGCAAGUGGCGGACGCUCAUCAACAAGGUGCGCCGGUGGGAGAACUACUACCUCGGCAAGUUUUCUUAGGGGCGGGCCCUCGCCGAGCGGCCACACCGCGUCCGGGGCUGGCGGGGCCACGGCCUCCCUGGACCACGGCAGCCACCGGUACUCCCACGGCGACCGCGCAGGGACGCCACGAGGACCGCGGCUCCCAGGGGCGUGGGCGAAGCGCCGCGGCUCAGUAAAGCUUCCCGGGAGAUGAGGGUCUGGGCUCCUGUGUACGGUGACUUUGGGGCUAUGCCGGGGCGGACUGGGGCAGCCCAGCUCGGGGGGCCUGGUGGUGAGCAAGGUGGACAGAGCUCAAGGCCGUGGCCAACGUUUAGGUCUCAGAAACGGGAGACGCGUGCGCAGGCCCUCAGAAGCCGAAGCUAAGGAGUGUGCCCACCCGUGUCCGGCCCCACACGACCCACGGAGCCAGGCGUGCUCACAUACCCCACGCACGUUCUCUGCUCAGAGGCCGGGCCCCGCCCGCUUUGUCCACAUUAAACCAGCGCGGAGGAGUGGCACCCCGAACUCGACGUCGGGUGGUUUUGCUUUUCAAACCCACGCAGCGCUUGCUGGUGCCCCCUGCUCAGCUGGUCACCGAGAAGGCCUGCUCCUCCCACCGCGAGCCCGGCUUCCGGGGCCCCGCCUCCUGCCGUUGUGUGGACUCUGACUUUUGUGGUGGCAGCUCUGCCAGCUGUCUGGUGUGAUGUCAGGUGAGCCUCACGCCACGUGAACCGAGGGGUGAGGAGCAAACACGCAGCUGCCCACAGACGUAAGGAACGCGGCGCCGCCCUGCACGGACCGCCCGGCCGGGGCACCGAGGGGCCGGGGCCAGAGGGGCCAGGAUGGAACGAGCUCCGGCCUUUUAACUCUGAGGCCGGGGGCGAGCUCCCUGGCUGCCCUGAGGCCGAGGGGGGCGGGCCUGAAACGCUGGGCACCCGCCGCCCCGCGGGGCCUGGGCCUCAGUACGCGGUGCCCCUGCCCGUCGAGUCCAGCUCAGUGUCCUGGUUCAGACCGAACCCUGACCUCACUUCCUGUCUGCUCUUCAGGGGAACCCUCCCUGUGCCCCAGCACAACCAGACUCGCUUUCAGAUACGUGA
Eptesicus fuscus (big brown bat) is the source of this 2603-nucleotide messenger RNA. RefSeq names its product chromosome 3 C21orf140 homolog (gene C3H21orf140). Lineage: Eukaryota; Metazoa; Chordata; Mammalia; Chiroptera; Vespertilionidae. The record is from RefSeq and is a predicted model, not a curated record. The transcript has a single exon. The coding region runs from base 793 to 1545 and encodes 250 amino acids.